Molecule: messenger RNA, 1575 nt
Organism: Aspergillus terreus NIH2624
Lineage: Eukaryota; Fungi; Ascomycota; Eurotiomycetes; Eurotiales; Aspergillaceae
Product: amidohydrolase
Exons: 2
Coding region: 1-1575 (524 amino acids)
Molecular function (GO): hydrolase activity, acting on carbon-nitrogen (but not peptide) bonds
Source: RefSeq, a predicted model, not a curated record
AUGGCUCAAUCACAUUCUACUCUUUUUAUUCAUGCGACCAUCAUCACGGUAAACUCCAGUCGGGAGGUCAUCCAUGAUGGUUAUCUGCUAGUUGAAAACACCCGCAUUGCGGCCAUUGGAAAAUGCCCUGUUCCUCCAGACUUGACUGCAUCCAAAACAAUCGAUUGUACUGGGAAAAUCAUCAUUCCCGGCCUCAUCAACACACAUGCUCACUUAGUCCAGUCGCUCUUACGAGGAUUGGCUGAGGAUCUCCCAUUACACAACUGGCUUUGCGACGCCAUUUGGCCGUUGGAGUCGGUCUACGAUGACCGUGAUGGAUAUCAUGCCGCCCGACUCACCAUGGCAGAGAUGCUCAAAACAGGCACAACGUGUUUCCUAGACCCGAUGGUGACCUACCGUGCGGGCUGGGAGAAUGGGAAACUGGUCAAAUUCACCGAGACCAACAGGCAACUCUCAAUCACCGAUCCGCGGGAUAGAGACCUUCUGGCCAUGUCAAUCCCUGCCUUGGUGCAAUGUCAUCAAGAGUAUCACGGCGCAUGCAACGGGCGCCUUCAUGUCUGGGGAGCAGCUGGGACACCCCGGGGUGCACCUGCGUCGCAAUAUCGGGAGCUUGGCGAGACGUGCGCCAGCCAUGGAAUCUCUAUCACAAUGCACUGUGCUGAGGCCCCUCGCGACCGUGAUAUCUACCACGACACAUACCAGUGCACCGCCAUGGAGUUUAUCCGAGACACCAAGAUAUGCGGUCAGCCCGUUGCCCCAGAUGAAUCCAGUCCGCCUGGGGAAACAGAAAGGCCAAGGACCACCCACCACUUGGUUCUUGCCCAUAUGGUGAACUUGGAUCUCGAUGUUGAUCUCCCUCUGCUGCAUUCGACCAAUACAUCCGUCGCGCACAACCCGUCAUCCAAUCUCAAGCUUGCAUCGGGAGUUGCCCCUAUUCCUGCCAUGCUAUCUGCGCCGUAUUCUAUUAACGUUGGAUUGGGCACUGAUGGUGCACCAUGUGCCAACCACUAUGACAUGCUGCAAGAGAUGCAUCUGGCUGCGAUCCUACAUAAAGGGGUCUGCCACGAUGCUGCGGUGAUACCCGCCAGCACAGCACUCGAAAUGGCGACUAUCAACGGUGCCAAAGCUCUGGGAUUGGAAAGUGAGAUUGGAAGCCUUGAAGUCGGGAAGAAGGCUGAUCUAGUGGUGCUGGAUCCUUAUGGUCGGGGUGGGCUGGCGGCAGCUCCAUGGUACUGGGACCAUCGCACGGGUGUGUCGGCUGUCACUACGGUUGUCCAUGGCUGUACCGGAAGGGAUGUGAGUAUGACCAUGGUUGAUGGCAGGAUUCUGGUGGAGAAUGGAGUCUUGGUGGACGGGGGUGAACAAAAGGAACAAGACAUUGUGCGUCAAGCUCAGGGCGCUGUGCAGGGUAUACUAGCACGUUGCAAUGCUACUCGAGAGGAAACCAGCCAAGUGAAGGGGACUAUUGGUACAGGAUGGACCACUCAGGUAGUAGAUAGAGAGACCCCGAAUUAUAUGUCGGUAGAGGACCACAGAGUAUUACCUCCACUAUAUAUAUUGCUUCAUAGAUCCUAA